UUUUAAUUUUUCUUUUUUCCCUUGGUGACUCGCUCCUUUCUCUCCCACACCAAACCGAUAGUUUUGGGUUCUCUUCUUAUGUCCGAUCCCCAAACAGCUAGGGUUUCGCGUUUCUGGAUUCUCGAUCGAAUUUUACCAACUCAGGUUUUCCCUCCCCUCCCUUCCCUUCUCCUUCUCUCUCGCAGUCUCCUUCUCUCUCUGUAUCUCUUUCCCUUCUCUCUCGCUUUCUCUCUCUGAAUCUUCUAUUCUUCCGCUUCGCAUUAUUUUCUACUCCUCCUCUCCUAUCUGUCGCCAUUUUUCUGUUUUUUUUUUCUCGCAUUUGGUAUGCUUUGAAUGACUAGCUGCUGCGCCGAGAAGAAUGCUGAGGGUUCGAUUCGGAUAUCCCCUUUGGCUGGCUGCCCUCUCGAUGCUCUUGCCUGUGUUUAUUGUGUUGUUCUAUUGGAUUAGUGCUCGAUUCUUUUGAUUGUUCUAUUCCUUUGUUUGUGGUUUAAGAGCAAUGGCGCUUUCAUUUUUCCGAUUUCCCUUUAUUCGGUUAUUUGUUCUCUUGCCCGCUGUUCUGUGGGGGACUUUUGUUGCUGGUUGUUUCUCCUUUAUGUUGCUGCUGGAUUGCGUCGUCCUGAAGCGUAUGCUUGAUUUUGCUUGACUGCGUCGUGUAGUUUCUGCAGCCGUCCCAGGUCUGAGUUUUCCUUGUUCAAGGGUUUCCUGCCUCUUUUUGCUUUUUUACGUCCUAUAGGCCUAUGAUUGAAUGGGAGUCUGUGGCUGCAAUGCCUGCAUUCUUGCUCGUUGAUGUUGAUUUGCUUGUGGUGGCCGUUAAACCUGUUCGAUUCUUGUCAACUUUGAUGAUUUUGUUCUCUGAUUGGAGUUUCCUUUCGUGUUUGGAAUAGGUUGCUGGCUCUGUGAUUAUCAAGGAUUGAUUCUGCAGUAAUAGGCGAAGACUGAGGAUUUUUUCUUUCUUUCUGGGAGGCUUGGAUUUUUCGUUUUCUUUCUUCUCUUGUUAGGCUUAGGUUUACUGAAUUUGAUAUUCGUAAGCAAUUAUGACAAAUAGAUGGGCUGAUUCUGUUGGUGGCUCUGGAUCUGACAACAAUUCUGGCCCACGCACUGGUCGUGCUGCCUACGUUCCACCCCACCUUCGCAACAGACCACCAUCAGCUGAUUCUGCAGCUCAGCCCUCUCCUGCUCCAUCACCUGCUAAUGACCGUGUAGGUUAUGGUGGACCCCCCCGCUGGGCUGGGGGUGCUAGACCAGACCCAGGUAGAGGGGGAUCUGGGUAUGGCGGCAGAAAUGCUGGUGGUUGGAAUAGUAACACGGGUGGGUGGGAACGCGGUAGAGACCGUGAGGUGAACCCAUUUGGUGAAGAAGAAGAAGAUGCUGAGUGUGCAUCUAGCGGGCAAGAGACAACUGGCAUUAACUUUGAUGCAUAUGAAGAUAUACCUGUGGAGGCAAGUGGGGACAAUGUACCUCCUCCUGUAAAUACCUUUGCAGAGAUAGACCUGGGCGAGGCAGUAAAUGCAAACAUAAGAAAAUGCAAGUAUGUGAGGCCAACACCAGUUCAGCGUAAUGCAAUCCCCAUAUUGCUUGCUGGGCGUGACUUGAUGGCCUGUGCUCAGACUGGUUCGGGAAAGACUGCUGCCUUUUGCUUCCCAAUAAUCAAUGGGAUAAUGCGUGAUAACCUCGUACAGAGACCGCGUGCUCCAAGAACAGCUUUCCCACUGGCUCUUAUACUCUCACCUACAAGAGAACUCUCUUCUCAGAUACAUGAUGAAGCCAGGAAAUUUGCUUAUCAAACUGGUGUUAGAGUGGUUGUUGCUUAUGGCGGGGCGCCAAUUUCACAACAGUUGAGGGAACUUGAAAGAGGAGUUGAUAUUCUUGUAGCAACUCCUGGGCGGUUGGUAGACUUGCUUGAAAGGGCCAGAGUGUCCUUGCAAAUGAUCAAAUACUUGGCACUUGAUGAGGCUGAUAGGAUGCUGGACAUGGGGUUUGAGCCUCAGAUCAGAAAGAUAGUGGAACAAGUGGACAUGCCCCCAUCUGGGAGGAGACAGACAAUGCUUUUCAGUGCCACUUUUCCUAAAGAAAUACAGAGACUUGCAUCAGACUUUCUGGCAAAUUACAUAUUCUUGGCUGUUGGAAGGGUUGGGUCCAGUACUGAUUUGAUUCUCCAGAGAGUUGAAUAUGUUCAAGAUGCUGACAAGAGAAGCCACCUUAUGGACCUUCUACAUGCACAGAAACAAAGUGAAGCUAAUGGCAAGCAAUCCUUGACAUUAGUGUUUGUGGAGACUAAGAAGGGUGCUGAUUCCCUGGAGUACUGGUUGUGUCAAAAUGGGUUCCCUGCUACAACAAUUCAUGGUGAUAGAACUCAGCAGGAAAGGGAGCUUGCAUUGAGGUCAUUCAAGAGUGGAAGGACGCCAAUCCUAGUGGCAACUGACGUGGCAGCUCGUGGUCUUGACAUACCACACGUGGCUCAUGUGGUCAACUUUGAUCUCCCCAACGACAUUGAUGAUUAUGUCCACAGAAUAGGGCGUACAGGAAGAGCUGGGAAAUCUGGCCUGGCUACGGCUUUCUUCAACGACCACAAUAUCUCGUUGGCGAGAUCACUGGUUGAGUUGAUGCAAGAAGCCAACCAAGAAGUUCCCAACUGGCUUGUUAGAUACGCUUCACGGGUUUCUUAUGGGGGAGGCAAGAAUCGAAGAGGCGGAGGAGGGCGGUUUGGUUCUAGGGAUAUCAGGAGGGAAGGGUCCUUCAACAGGGGUGGUGGUGGUGGAGAUUACCAUGGUGGAGGGAACAGUGGUGGUGGUGGUUAUGGGGGCAUGUCUGGUGGUUACGGGGGCGGCGGCAUGGGUCCUGGGGCACCCAGUGCUUGGGAUUAACCGGAUGACUCCUUGAGUAGCCCUUUAUUGUUGUUUGAGGAAGUAUAUGGGACCGUACAUGUCCUCAAGCUGGCGUUUCUCAAGUUCAAGUAUGAAAAAAUUUCUGGGUCUCUGUAGUAGUGGGCUCUAUUAGGGUUCUAACAAUGGACGAGUUGUGUAUUUUUGAAGUGUUUUUUAUUUUAUUUUGGGAGCUGAAUAGGGUGGGUUUCUUCUAUUAGUCCAUGAUGAUGAUAUCCCCCGACUGGAACUGAAUUUGUACCCUUUUAGUUGUAGGGUUUAACCAGACUACUACUAUAUGGAACAGAAUUAUUAGCCCACUUCACCAUUCCUGUUCCAGAACGAAGCCAAU
Molecule: messenger RNA, 3213 nt
Organism: Linum trigynum
Lineage: Eukaryota; Viridiplantae; Streptophyta; Magnoliopsida; Malpighiales; Linaceae
Source: the annotation of a GenBank genome assembly